Messenger RNA from Penicillium verhagenii, 1701 nucleotides. Its product is annotated as Zn(II)2Cys6 transcription factor domain-containing protein. The transcript has 4 exons. Gene Ontology annotation, molecular function: zinc ion binding; DNA-binding transcription factor activity, RNA polymerase II-specific. Gene Ontology annotation, biological process: regulation of DNA-templated transcription. The record is from RefSeq and is a predicted model, not a curated record. Lineage: Eukaryota; Fungi; Ascomycota; Eurotiomycetes; Eurotiales; Aspergillaceae. The coding region runs from base 1 to 1701 and encodes 566 amino acids.
AUGCCCCGAGUCGCUUCGGAAGACCGGAAGCGUGCCUUUCAGCCCAAGACGCGUACCGGCUGCAUAACCUGCAAGUCCGUCCCCCAUAUCCUGGAAAUACCCUUGCUGACUGUAUGCAGGAAACGACGGGUGAAGUGUGGCGAGGAGCGACCGGCCUGUCGGCGAUGCACCUCAACAGGCCGCGUCUGCGAUGGUUAUAACGAGCUGACAUCUACCACUCCUAUCCAAGCAAUCGAGCGACUAAGCCCAUUCACCGAGACGGUCAUCACCCAACCGUGCAGCAUUCCAUCCUUUGACCUGUUUUCCUGCGACCAGGAGCGCCAGUCUUUCCAAUUCUUCCUGCUGAAGACCGCUCCGCAGCUGGCUGGCGACUUUGAGUGCGCAUUCUGGGAACGCCUGCUAUUGCAGUCUGCACACCACGAGCCGGCCAUUCGCCAUGUCAUAGUUGCUCUAGGCUCAUUGCAUGAGCAUUUCGAGUACGAUACAGGACCUCCCUUUGCCUCCAGCGCUCUCGCUAUCCGCAACCCCUUUGCCUUGCGCCAGUACAUGCGCGCCAUGCGCUGUUUAAUGCCCUCACUGGACAGCUCUCAGCCCAUUGACGUGUGUCUGAUCUCGUGUCUGCUAUUUGUUUGUUUUGAGGCCAUGCGCGGCCAUUACGGUUCGGCCAUUGCCCAUAUCACCAGCGGACUAAAGAUCCUCGGUGAGCUUCGAACCAACACAUCCAGAUCUUUUACAGGCUUGAGCUCAUGGCGCACACCAUAUGUACCAAUGAACAUCCUGUGUGGUCUUUUCACGCGUCUCCAGGCACAGACGGCUGUGACAAACCAUAAAGUCAGUGCAACACGUUUGAACCUCUGGCCUGAGGUAGCCAUUGACUUGAAUCAACCCGUCGUGUUCCAUUCCUUGGCCGACGCACGCGAGAUGCUCGAGAUAUACGCAUACUACUACCGGCAGCGCAGUGCGGAGCUGGAGGACCUAAAUAUUGAGGCAGAAUCACUACCUGAGAGCAGUGCCGCAGAAUUUGACAACGAAAUCACUCCCGCAACCGUCAGUCUGCGCGAUAACUCGCUCUCCUUGCUAACGCGAUGGUCAACCGCGCUAGAUGAAUUCCUACUCGAGCGCGGAAACUUUCUCACGGACCGUGAGCGCCGCGGGGCCGCAGUCCUCCAGCUGCGCCAUAUUGACUGCUUUAUCAUGCUCGAUGUCUCCCAGCCCACGGGCGGACUUGAGGCAGGCGACCAUGUUAAGUGGGACAAGUACUGUCCCUUUUUCGAACAGAUGGUAUCCCUAGGCGAGUCAAUCGUACCCUGUUAUGCUUCUUCUUCUACGUCCUCGUUGCCGUCUCCGUUAUCGCCAAAGACCUUUUCUCUCGAUCUCAACAUUAUCGCAGCCAUGUUUAACGUCGCCGCACGAUGCCGCGACCCGCACAUCCGACGGCGUGCUGUUCGUGUUCUUCGCACCGCUGCUAUCCAGGAAGGAAUUUGGAAUAGUUCCCUUGUUGCAACCAUUGCAGAAAAAUGGAUCGAUAUUGAGGAGGAGGGGCUAAUUGCCGUGGCAAGCUAUACAGAUGUGCCCGCUUCGGCGCGGUUGUCACAUUUCUUGCCCGUAUUUGAUGUCGACCAGCCCAGUGCGAUAGUAUAUUUUAGCCAUUCGGCAACCAUGGAUUCAGCGACUGUACGGAGAAAACUGUUACAGUGGUAA